Messenger RNA from Gambusia affinis (western mosquitofish), 3642 nucleotides. It is a transcript of the gene htr1b, whose product is annotated as 5-hydroxytryptamine (serotonin) receptor 1B. Gene Ontology annotation, molecular function: G protein-coupled serotonin receptor activity. Gene Ontology annotation, biological process: adenylate cyclase-activating adrenergic receptor signaling pathway; bone remodeling; regulation of behavior. Gene Ontology annotation, cellular component: plasma membrane. The record is from RefSeq and is a predicted model, not a curated record. Bases 326 to 1477 code for a protein of 383 amino acids. NCBI's taxonomy places the organism in Eukaryota, Metazoa, Chordata, Actinopteri, Cyprinodontiformes, Poeciliidae. The transcript has a single exon.
UCAUCAGCUCGGAUCUCCGUUCAGCCACAAGGAGCCACAACUCUGGAAAACAUCUGGGCUUCAUGCGGAUCGACUGCGACUUCCUCCCAGAUGUUAAAACAUCCGGAUCGACAUUUAUUCUCCAACAUUUUCUGCCUCUUUCAGCGCGAUCGCAGUUAGAAAUUUACUUUGUGGAAUGAAAAAAAAAAAAAAAAAAAAAAAUUAAUAAUAAUAAUUAAUUAAUUUAGAAUGGAAAAGAUAUAUGGAAUUCUGGUUCUACAUUUUUCCAGCCGAACGCGAAUAAAAAAGAAACAAUGAAGACGAGUUUCUCUGUUUCUCUGACCGGAUGGCAGCAUCAGUGGGGGAAGUAAAAGUGGAAGAAGUGAUGGAGCUUUUGGGACCGACUCAGCCGGUGAACGCCUCCAAUGACAGCUCCGUCUCUCUCCUACCUGAGAGCGCGGAGAGCCUCGCCUAUCAGGUCUCUCUGGCGGCCGUCCUGUCGGUCAUCACGCUGGCCACCACGCUCUCCAACGCCUUCGUCAUCGCAACCAUUUCCCAAUCGAAGAAGCUGCAAACUCCGGCGAACUUUCUGAUCGCGUCCCUGGCGGUCACCGACCUCCUGGUGUCCAUCCUGGUGAUGCCCAUCUGCGUCCUGUACACGGUCAUCCACAGCUGGACGCUCGGCCAGAUCGUCUGCGACAUCUGGCUCUCCUCCGACAUAACCUGCUGCACCGCGUCCAUCCUGCAUCUGUGCGUAAUUGCGCUGGAUAGGUACUGGGCCAUCACGGAUGCGGUGGAGUACUCCAAAAAGCGCACGCCGGGACGCGCGGUCGGGAUGGUGGCCACCGCCUGGGUCAUCGCCAUCUCCAUCUCCCUGCCGCCUCUCUUCUGGAGGCAGGUGAAGGCGGAGGAGCUGACCAGCUGCAGCGUCAACACGGACCACAUCUUUUACACCAUCUACUCCACCUUCGGGGCGUUUUACAUCCCCACCCUGCUGCUCAUCGUGCUGUACGGGAGGAUUUACGUGGAGGCCCGGAAGCGCAUUCUGAGACAGUCUCCAAAAAAGGUCGGGAAGAGACUGACCUCUGCGCACCUGGUCACCAACUCUCCCGGAUCCGUGGCGUCCACGACGUCGCUGCACGCGAGGCACGACACUCCGUCCAGCGACACCGGGUCGUCGACCAGCGAGAACCAGGUGAAAGUCACGGUGUCCGACGCGCUUUUGGAGAAAAAGCGCAUCUCCGCGGCCAGGGAGCGAAAAGCCACCAAGACUCUGGGGAUCAUCCUCGGCGCCUACAUCGUCUGCUGGCUUCCGUUUUUCAUUUACACGCUGCUGGUGGCCACAUGUGAGACAUGUUUGAACCCCGAGCUGUUCGACUUCUUCACCUGGUUGGGAUACCUGAACUCUCUGAUCAACCCCAUCAUUUACACCAUGUCCAACGAGGAUUUCAAGAAGGCUUUCCAGAAACUGGUGCGCUUCAGAUGCUGCAGGUCCUGAACUGAUCCUCCAAACUAAACGUUUUUGUUGUAUAUGUAUAAAAAACAAAACAUUUCUUGCCAUUUCGUCCUUAACUGUUUCCAUUUCGUACCUGUAAACUGACAUGGCAUCACGGAUCCGUCUAUUUCUCGGAGUAAUUCAAUAUUUUGAUGAUUCAUGGAGAUAACACGUCAUUCAAAAAAGCUCCAAGUAAUUCAAUAAAAUUCUACAGGACCAUUCCAAUUCUACUUAUUUUGACUAUUUGAUGGUUAUUUCACCAUUUCUUGUCUUUUUUUGUUAUUUAUUUUUGUGUAUGGAAGCAGGAAGUCACUCGAGGUCAAGAUCUGUUUUAUUUUAUUUAAAAUAUUGAGAAUAGCAAGAAAGAGGAUUAGGGGCACAAAAAAUGAAAUCUGAUUUACUAAUAAAUUUUUUAACUUUUUUCUCAGCAUUUAGAUGUCAAAUUUGGAUCUUAAUCUCAGAAUUCUUAGUUUAAUCUAAAAAUUUUGACUUUUUGAAACUGAAUUUUGAAAUUUUUCUCAGAAUUCUGACAGAAUUUUGAUCUUGAUCUCAGAGUUUGACUUAAAUCUCCAAAUUUUGACUUUAAUCUAAAAAUUCUGACUUUUAUCUCCAAAUUUUGGUGUGGAAUUUAGAAUUUUUUAGACCAAAUUUUUGACUUUUGGAGAAAAACUUGUGAGAUGUAAGUGAGGUUUUUAUUGCAGUGCUCAAAUCCUCUUUGUAGAAUGGAGAAGUGAUUAACUUACACAUGGAGUUUUUCCAUUUUUAUAACCUUUUAUCACUUUGAAUAAUUAAAAUAAUAAACUGUAGCCAAGAAUACCCUCAUGGACAUGAAACUGUUUAUUGAGAAAUAUGGAGUGGAAGAAGGAAGGGAGGAAAUGACAACAGGCGGAUGAGGGACUGAAACAACGACACAUUAUGACCCCUAUGAAACCUCCUGCUGCCUUUAUUUCAGUCACAUUGUCAUAUUUAUUUAAAUGUGUGCAACACAAAAUCAUUAGUUUGGAUGAAACUGUGCAGCACAUAUUUCAUUAUUUAUGACCUUGUUCAGGUUUAGUUACAAGAGGAAUGGAAAUAAAAUGUGAAUCAUAGAGAAAAAAACCUUGUAAUUUACAGUCGUAUGAUAAAAUGUUGGAUAAUCUAUUUUAAUCUGUCAUGAAUUUGAGCAAAUGGAAGUGAAAGUUGCUUUUCUGUGUAGAAAUGAGUCACUAUCUUCAGUCUGUGUGAAUUUGGACCAGAUCUGAUUUUCAGUCCAGAUCAGGAAGAUUCUGAAACAUUUAUUUUAAUUAAAUGUUCAAACAAAGAUCAAUCAUCAAUCAAUCUGUUCCUCCACACUAACAGGAUUCAUGUCAUCAUUUAUUUAUUUUUUUGCACAUGCUGCUGAUCGAUCCUGAAUUUUAUUUCUCAUAUUGAUCAUUGAUUGGAUGAACUCAGAUUGAUUGAGAAAAACAUGUUCUGUGUUUUUGGCUCAAUGAAACAGAUUUAUUUUAAUUCAACGUUUAUUAAUGUCUCAAGAAACGCAUCGAUCAACCAGCUCCAGCUUUCCUCAAAAUAUGAUUAGCUGAUUUUGAUAUUUUUUUAAUCUGAUCCAAAACUGCCCACUUUCAUGCAUCACAAAAUGUAUUGAUGAGCUUUAAUACGUUUGUAUUUGUCAAAUUCAACAAGGUGCAUAACAGUGAUGCUGAAUGAACGUUUAAUCUGAGAUAUUGAUCACUGAUUGGUGCUAAUCGCAGGAAGAACUGGUUCAUUUUGAUCUUUUUCAGAGUGAUUGAUGCCUUUUAAACCUGAAAACAUCCUGUCACGGUUAAAGUAAUCCAGAGGUUACAUUUGUUUUGCUCCCGAUCACAGCCUGAUGUUCUGCUCCACUCAGUGAUCAUCUGGUUAGAAAAUGGAGAGAAAUAAAAGUCCUGCAGGCUGCAGCAGGAAAACAUUCACAUAAAAUCGAUGUCAAGCAAAAGAAGAAACACUUCAUCUGAUAUUUGCCAAGCUGAGAGCCAUGAUGACUUCAGUUCUGCUGCACCAACACCUCCUGUUGUACUGAGCAUGUGUGAACCUGUAUGUAAAACCUUACAGCUGAAGGGAAGUGCAAUAGAAAACAAUGUUUUUCUUUACUCAAAAACUAAAUAUUGUGGUGCAAAUUUGUGAAAUAAAAGCUUUUUAAUGUCUGUGAA